Messenger RNA from Cladocopium goreaui, 273 nucleotides. The record is from the annotation of a GenBank genome assembly. Lineage: Eukaryota; Dinophyceae; Suessiales; Symbiodiniaceae.
AUGGCAAAAGUUUGGGAACCUACAGAAACUUUGCGACCCGACACGGGGAAGGCAGCAACGAUUUCCCUUCAGCGGCCGCGCGACGGGGAGCAUUGGCAACAGUUUCAGCUCGAGCUGGGACAUUGGUUCCCAGCAUUGAAAUGGCUUAUCAAGGAGUUCCGACUUCAUAUUGGUUACGAAACGCCAGAUGAGGAGGCGGGUGUGCGCUUCUGGUUGGAGCAAAUUGCCAAGCGCUCCUGCCUCAGAACAAUUUGCAUUGAUCUUCGAUUUUAG